AUAACCUCACUCUCAGUGUUUGGCUCAAGUUCCCCCCUCAAGUUAUGUUUGAAGUGUAAAGGUCUUAACACAUUAGGCGAAUCGGUGACUCAGCUGUUAAGCUCUGUGUUGGUAAGUUCAUUUUGGUUUUGUUGUAGCGAUGGCUCAAAGUCUCGCCGUACGGAUGUGCGAAUUCCAAGAGACAACUCACUUAUGGUUGAAGGACAUCAUUACGGCCCGGCAGAUGAACGCAAACAAGAAGACAGACCAGCCUGGGAACAGAAAGAUUUAUCAUCGCCGUCUACGAUCAGCUUGGACAGCGGUCACAGUAGUAUCACUUCAAGAAUCAAAGAUACGUUACGUCCCUCGUCACCAGCUCGCCCAUCCUCACCAGCCUCGUCUCCGCGUAGAGUGAUCCCAAUCCCCACAGCGAGCCGUUCCAGACCUUCCUCAGCUCGAAGUGCUUGCAGCAACCAUGCUCACGAGAACACUUCCAACUUUUCAGUGCGUGAUUUCAAGCAUUUCUGUUGGGAUGACGAGUACUUGCUAACGGAAGACUACAUGAGGCAGAGAGAAGUCUGGGCAGCAGUUAAUAUUCAGCGGAUUUUCCGAGGCUUCAUUGCCAGACAGUAUUUAAAACAACUCAGAGUAGCUGAUGUGGAAAGGCAAAGAAAGGCAGCAGUUACAUUACAAAGGUACGUUAUUCGCAAAUCACGUGCACUCUGGUCUUAAAAGUGACAGUAAGCGACCGUGUUCUAUGACGUUACACAUCGUCACGCAACACAAAGUGUUGCGCGGCGAACUUUAUCUCCAAUACCUACUUUCGGAUACUUGUAGCUACAACUUCUCGUAGGGAAAAUGUGAUAAUAU
Orbicella faveolata is the source of this 849-nucleotide messenger RNA. RefSeq lists its product as uncharacterized. Gene Ontology annotation, molecular function: protein binding. The record is from RefSeq and is a predicted model, not a curated record. Lineage: Eukaryota; Metazoa; Cnidaria; Anthozoa; Scleractinia; Merulinidae.